AGAGGUGGAUAUUCUGGUGGAGGUGGAAGGGCAAGAUCUGGUGGAUAUUCAAGACGUAGCAGUGGUGGAAGUUACCGCCCACCGUCAAAUAGAGUCGGAAGCGCUCCUUCACUUGGUUCAGGAAAGUCUGUUGGAAGUAAUGCAGUACCACAUGGGCCACCACCAGCAUAUCCAGGGUUAGGAAAUCGACCGGUUUCAAGCUUAAACGCUCCACCACCAUACUCACCAGGUUUAUCACUUCCACCAAGUUACAAUGGUUUGAGUAGACCAAGUUCAGCUUUUGGAAAUUCGUUUGGAAGCAAAGGUCUAAGCGGAAACACUUACAUCAGCAACAAUUAUUACAAGUCAUCGCGACGUGGUGGCUUCACAACCUUUUUAUCAAGCGCAAUAUUCUACGGAGUUGGCAUGCAAAAUGGUUAUUUGCUUGGGCCGUACAACCCUUACAGACACGUUUGGAAUGACAAAGAUGACAGAGAAUGGAGAGCAACAACCAAAGCACCUUAUUUUGAGAAUAAAGUUCCUGGUUUGGAAAGUUUUCUUCCAGCUGCUGCUGUUGUUGGUGCAGCAACUGCAUUUGGAUUAGCUUCGCUUUUACCACUUAACGUUCCAGAAAACAAACCUUUGAUGUAUUGCAACACUACAGAAAUUGCACAGACGAGAAUCAAACUUUAUGAGAAUAUUUAUUCUUGUGUUAAUAAAUCCAUUUUGAUUUCAUGUCCCAAAAUUGAAGAAAAUUUAUCGGAAGUCGGAGUGCUGCCUGAAAAGCUUGCAGCAUUCAUUCCAACGACUACAACUGAAGCACCUGAAAAGGUUGAAAAGGAACUUUCAUUAAGUGCACGAAUUCACGUUUUCUUCUUAAAAGUUAUUGGAAAAUCCGACAUUAUAGAAAAGACAACAUUAGCGCCUGUCACUUCAAGCUCUCAGGUUGAUUUCAACGAAACAUUUUGGAUACCAGAACCACUGACAGUUCCACCAGAAGUUUCAUUAGAUGAAAGUUCAAACAAACAGAGAAUGAUUUCUACAGAUCAGCCCGAUUUAGAAGGUCGAAGUGAUUAUGAAGAAAAUCCCGAUGCAGACGACGCUCAAGAAUCAUUCAGU
Messenger RNA from Clunio marinus, 1098 nucleotides. The record is from the annotation of a GenBank genome assembly. Lineage: Eukaryota; Metazoa; Arthropoda; Insecta; Diptera; Chironomidae.